AUGGAAAAACUUGAGAAUGCUUCCCGGAUCCACCCGCAGGAAAUGGAAGAUCCGUUCAAGAAAUACCUGAACAGCACCGAGGACUACCUGGCCUUCCUCUGCGGACCUCGGCACAGCCCCUUCUUCCUCCCCGUGUCUCUCGUGUAUGCACUGAUUUUUGUGGUGGGGGUCGUGGGCAAUCUCCUGGUGUGCCUGGUCAUUCUGCGCCACCAGACUAUGAAGACACCCACCAACUACUACCUCUUCAGCUUGGCUGUCUCUGACCUCUUGGUCUUGAUCCUCGGAAUGCCCCUGGAGGUCUAUGAGAUGUGGCGCAAUUAUCCCUUCCUGCUGGGGCCGGUGGGCUGCUACUUCAAGACGGCCCUCUUUGAGACCGUGUGCUUCGCCUCGGUCCUCAGCGUCACCACGGUCAGCGUGGAGCGCUACGUGGCCGUCCUUCACCCGUUCCGCGCCAAGCUGCAGAGCACCCGGCCACGGGCCCUCAGGAUCCUCGGCCUCGUCUGGGCUUUCUCCAUCCUCUUCUCUCUGCCCAACACCAGCACCCACGGAAUCAAGCUCCACUACUUCCCCAAUGGGUCCUUGGUCCCCGGCUCUGCCACCUGUACGGUCAUCCAGCCCAUGUGGAUCUACAAUUUCAUCAUCCAGGUCACCUCCUUCCUCUUCUACAUCCUCCCCAUGACCCUCAUCAGCGUCCUCUACUACCUCAUGGCGCUCAGACUGAAGAAAGAUGAAUCCCUUGAGACAGAUGAAAUGACUGCAAAUGUUCAAAGGCCCUCUAGAAAAUCAGUCACCAGGAUGCUGUUUGUCUUGGUCUUAGUGUUUGCUGUCUGCUGGACUCCAUUCCACAUUGAUCGACUCUUCUUCAGCUUUGUGGAGGAGUGGACCGAACCCCUGGCUGCUGUGUUCAAUCUCAUCCAUGUAGUGUCAGGUGUCUUCUUCUAUCUGAGCUCAGCUGUCAACCCCAUUAUCUAUAACCUGCUGUCUUGCCGCUUCCGGGCAGCAUUCCGGCAUGUCAUUUCUUCCUGCAAACAGCAGCAUUCCCAGCAUCACGCACAGGAGCCACCUGCCCAGCGGAACAUCUUCCUGACAGAGUGCCACCUUGUGGAACUGAGCGAAGAUGCAGGUCCUCAGUUCUGUCAGCUGUGCAAAAACUCUCACCUUUCCACAGGCCUCUGUACUGAACAGGCACCGUGA
Molecule: messenger RNA, 1194 nt
Organism: Cynocephalus volans (Philippine flying lemur)
Lineage: Eukaryota; Metazoa; Chordata; Mammalia; Dermoptera; Cynocephalidae
Gene: NMUR2
Product: neuromedin U receptor 2
Biological process (GO): neuropeptide signaling pathway
Cellular component (GO): plasma membrane
Molecular function (GO): neuromedin U receptor activity
Source: RefSeq, a predicted model, not a curated record